Cryphonectria parasitica EP155 is the source of this 2457-nucleotide messenger RNA. RefSeq lists its product as uncharacterized. NCBI's taxonomy places the organism in Eukaryota, Fungi, Ascomycota, Sordariomycetes, Diaporthales, Cryphonectriaceae. The record is from RefSeq and is a predicted model, not a curated record. Gene Ontology annotation, molecular function: hydrolase activity. The transcript is spliced from 5 exons. The annotation marks the transcript as partial.
AUGAACCGGAUGAACACAGCCUCGGUCGGCUUGGCCGUCACGCCGACUGUCCUCCAGACCUUCUUGUCACAUUAUCUCAACCGCAAACCGCUCCAUCAGCGGCCCACGGCCCACCUUUCCUACGAUGAGGGUCUUCAUCUCAUCCGGUCCUUCUUGGCCUACGUCUCGCAGCAUACUGUUGAGGAUCUCCAGGCCUUCACCGCGCAAUGGGUCCCCCACCCGCAGUGGAUUAAACUCGACGAGGUGGUCAUCCCUGAGGCAGAUCUCGACCGCGCCGCAGUGCACCUCGAGGCCCAGCUCGGCCCAGCCGGCAUCCGCAAGGUUGGCGGGCGCAAGUGGUGGCAGUGGCGCAACCCAGACGCCUCGUCUCUCCGGGCAGAGUGGAUCGAGAUGCGCUCCGACUACCAUGAGCGCAAGAAGAACAACGACCCCGGGUCCCGUGUCAUGUUCUACAUCCACGGCGGCGCCUACUUCUUUGGCAGCGUCGACAUGCACCGGUACCAGCUUCAGAGGCACGCGCGCAAGCUGAAGGCCAGGGUGUUCGCGCCCGACUACAGGCUGGCGCCGCAGUUCCCAUUCCCUUGCGCCCUACAGGACUGCUUAGCCGCGUAUCUGUACCUGCUCACCACCCAGGAGCCCAGCACCAUCAUCCUGGCCGGCGAUUCCGCGGGUGGAGGUAUGGUUCUGAGCCUGAUGGUCAUCAUGAGGGACCAGGGAAUUCCUCUGCCGGCUGGUGCGGUGCUGAUCAGUCCCUGGUGCGACCUGACCCAUUCGUUCCCAUCGGUCGCCGGCGAUGCGCCAUUCGAUUAUAUUCCCCAGGGGGGCUUUCACCACAAGCCGUCUCCGGCGUGGCCGCCUCCGACCGACGAAGAGACCAGUGAGCUCAAGAGCUUGGCCCUGGCGGAAAAGCAGAGAAUCCAGCGUAUGUCCCCCUCUCUUGGUUGUCUUAGAGACAUGAUCUCCGCUCUCUUCAUCACCAUCAUGCCUAAAGGCGACCCAGGCAAAGGUGAUGCCAAUGACAAGGCCGACGAGGGCAUUCCUACGUCCAGGGAUAUCGCUGAGGCAGAGGCUACGCACCUGUCAGUUGUCAUCGAUGGCAAGACGGUCGAGGUCAAGGAACAGAUCCAGAUGUACGCCACCAACGAGCUCAUCACGCACCCCCUCGUGAGCCCCGUCAUGCAGCCCACCCUGGGCGGUCUGCCGCCUCUCCUCAUCAUGGUCGGUGGCGGUGAGAUCCUACGGGAUGAGCAGGUCUACGUGGCCCACAAGUGCGCCAAUCCUUCCCAGUACCUACCGUCCGAGUCGACGCUGGAUGAGAGGGCCUGGGCGCAGAUCAAGCAGUACAAGCCCACCGAUGUCCAGCUGCAGGUGUGGGACGACCUCUGCCACGUCGCACCCACGCUGAGUUUUACCCGCCCCGCCAAGUACAUGUACAGGUCUGUGGCACAGUUCGCGGCGUGGGCCCUGGCGAGGGCGCAGAAGACGGACAUUGAGAUCCAGGACGACGAUGACAUCUCUGUCAUCUCGAGCUCAACCUCUGACUCUGAUGCCGAGGCGGCCAAAAAGAAAGAUGAAGAGGCCAAUGACCAGGAGUCUCGGGGCGUGGUUGGAAAGGCAGGCGAUGCGCUACCCCCCUUCAAAAACCACAUGAUCCGGCAGCGUGUGACCAGGCACGGCGUGAUCUUUCCCUUGCCUCCGCCGUCCGAGCUGCCAGGCUGCUCCAUGGACAGGGAGCUCGUCGGCGUGGCAAAGCAGGGCCCCGUGAAGAAGUGGCUGGAGCAGAAACGGCAGUGGGACCGGCGCUUUGCCUCUGCCAGGCGCAAGGUCCACAAACAGGCCGUGAAGGACCUGAUCAUUGGCUACGAGGGCUUCGGCGAAGGCGAGAUCCCACCGCCGAGCGCGCUCGCGGGACGAAGAAAGAAGGAUGGCGUCACCAAGACGAGGAAGCGUACUAAGAACAUGGGCUUCGCGUUGUGGUCGCUCUGGGGGUCCAAGCACGACAAGAUGACCAUGAACAGGGAGAUACAGGCCGAGAAGGAUAACCAGGGCAUCGAUUUCAGCCCGACCUUGCCGUCCGACGGCCAGGGCGCAAGACCGUUUGCCGAGAUCGAGGCGCAACGAACCACGGCGCCCCACUCACCCAAGGACCAGAGUCGGUCGCGCAGGCCCUCGCGCAGGAGGAGGGUGACAUACGAAGGGCAGGACGAGGAAGGUGCCGUUGACGACGUUGACGAGAACACGACGGUCGCCGAGCUCCUUGCCAAGCACGGGGGGGAUGAUCCGGACGCGGCGGAGAGGGAGCCGUCCCAGCACCUCUCUCCCAGCUAUCAGCCCGGGGUAGGCGUCGGCUCGACCGGCAAGAGGCCCUACGUGGAUGGGAUAGCGGUGCCCUUCAGCUUGAAGAAAGAGGCUGAGACAGCGAGCAUGUUGACUUUAACGAGUCAUCUGAGUCAGGGC